CAGUGGACCCCCCCUGGUGAAAUGUCCAGCACAAAAAGCGGUUCUGGGGUCCGGUCCCAGUGCCCGGGGUGCCUGGAGAUGUUUUCGGACCCCCGGGUCCUGCCCUGCCUGCACACGCUGUGUAUGAACUGCCUCGACAAACUGGAGCCCUUCGGCGCCGCGGGGAAAGGGCCGCAGGGCCAAACCCAGAAAAGCCUUCUGUGCCCGGUGUGCGAUUCAGAGGUUCUGCUGCCCCUCGCGGGGGUUAAAGGGCUGGUACCGGACCUGGCGGCGCAAGAAGAGGUGCUGCUGGAGCGGCUGCAAAGCGGUGGCCACGAGAUGACCUGCGACCUCUGCGGGGAGAGCCGGGCGGAAAAGAGAUGCCAAGACUGCAAGGCGAACAUGUGCGAAUUCUGCUGCCAGGCCCACAGGAGGCAGAAAAGGACAGCAAAUCACCUCCUUGUACCGGUGCGCGACUUGCCCCCCGGCCUCUGCCUCUCGCCGGUGCCGUGUUGUAGCGCCCACCCCCUGGAGGAGCUGCGCUUGUUCUGCGAGCCGUGUGCCGUCCCCUCCUGCAGGGACUGCGCUCUCGUCCAGCACCACGGACAUGUCCUCCGACCGGUGCUGGAGGUUGCAGGGAGACACCGGGAGCAGCUUCACAAGGUCCUUAACGAGGCCGAGCCUCAGCUCAGGGAUCUGGAGGACGCCAUUAAUGGGGUUUACGGGACGAAGGAGGCCCUGACUGUGAGAGCCGAGGCCCUGCGGCGAGAGGUCGAAGACUUCGCGGAGAAAUAUAUACGUGCCGUGCGCGAGCACAGGGCCCGGCUCCUGGGGGACAUCGACGAGGAGAUGCGGCGGAGGCAGCAGACUCUCAGCCUACAAGGAGCACGAAUACAACAGCGGCUCUCAGACCUUCACACGGCCACGCAGUUCACGCGAGGCGUUCUGGGCCGAGGGCCCGACCUGCACUUGGUGAGAGCCCAUGGCCUGGUGCUGAGCCGCCUGAAGGAGCUGAGUCUAGAGAGCCAAAGGAUGACAGACGUGGAAGAGACCACCGGCCUCCAGUUCAGCCCCCAGGAAGAGGCAGGACAGUGCCAAGGAUACCCAAUGUAUGGGGUGGUGAAGGGACGUGGGGUAAAUCCAGAGAGGUGCGCCAUACGGGGUCUCCAGGCCGCGUGGGAAGGAGAGCUCUGUGGAUUCACGCUGAUCUGUAACGAUGGAUCCGGGGACUGCAUGGGACAUGGCGGCCAGCAGCCCGCAGUGCGCAUCCUACACGGGGGCUCAGACAGGCCAAUCCGAGCGUCGGUCCGAGAUAACCACGACGGCACGUACCACGUCUCAUACACCCCCGCGGAGCCCGGGGAGCUUUCUGUCAGCGUCCUCAUCAAGGGUCGUCACAUGCAGGGCUCUCCAUUCAGCGUGACGGUGAAGGGCAAAUCGCGCAAGCACCCUGGGAUCUACCAUUGCUGCUCAUUUUGCUCCAGCGGGGGGCAAAAGGAUGCCCGCUGCGGGUGUGGAGGCACCAUGCCAGGUGGGUACCAGGGCUGUGGUCACGGGCACAAGGGCCACCCCGGACACCCUCACUGGUCGUGUUGUGGUUGCGCCACAGAGAAGUCUGAGUGUUGGGGCGUUAAGGACACGGCCCCCCGGAACCUGCUUAGGACAGUCGCUCUAUGAUAUAAUGGGGGCGCGGGGGCACCCGCUGAAUACUGCGGCGAAAAAUGAGCAAUAAAUGGCUGAAAAUUCACAUUAACCCUGUAAUGGCAGUAAGAAGAUUCAGGUCUCUGACGGAGAGCGCGGUCACAUGACAUCUGCGCAUGUUUGGGUUCAUUUACCCAAAAGAAGUGCCUUAUACCAUUUCCCCAGGUGGGCCGCACACUGCGUUUAUUGCGCUUUUAUAUUGUAUUUCAUGUCACAAUAAACAGCUUCAGAGAAA
Molecule: messenger RNA, 1915 nt
Organism: Spea bombifrons (plains spadefoot toad)
Lineage: Eukaryota; Metazoa; Chordata; Amphibia; Anura; Pelobatidae
Gene: TRIM45
Product: tripartite motif containing 45
Exons: 6
Coding region: 22-1656 (544 amino acids)
Biological process (GO): positive regulation of DNA-templated transcription
Cellular component (GO): nucleoplasm; chromatin
Molecular function (GO): zinc ion binding; protein binding; ubiquitin-protein transferase activity
Source: RefSeq, a predicted model, not a curated record